CUCGCGGGCGCCGCGGAGCUCGAGGAACCUGGAUCCGGCGGUCUAGGGUGUAGGAGAGUGCUGUCUUCGGGCCGUGGAGGCCCGGCAAGGAAUAUGGCAGCGCGAUGGAGUAGUGAAAAUGUGGUAGUGGAGUUCCGCGACUCCCAGGCGACUGCCAUGUCUGUGGACUGUCUGGGGCAGCAUGCAGUGCUUUCUGGCCGCAGGUUCCUCUACAUUGUCAAUCUAGAUGCCCCUUUCGAAGGUCACCGGAAAAUCUCUCGCCAGAGCAAAUGGGAUAUUGGAGCUGUACAGUGGAAUCCUCAUGACAGCUUCGCACACUAUUUUGCAGCUUCGAGUAACCAGCGGGUCGACCUUUAUAAGUGGAAGGAUGGCAGUGGGGAAGUCAGCACAACCCUACAGGGCCAUACUCGCGUCAUCAGUGACUUGGACUGGGCAGUGUUCGAGCCAGAUCUCCUGGUCACCAGCUCUGUGGACACCUACAUCUACAUUUGGGACAUCAAAGACACCAGGAAACCUACUGUCGCACUGUCAGCUGUAGCUGGUGCCUCCCAGGUCAAAUGGAAUAAAAAAAAUGCUAACUACCUUGCCACCAGCCACGAUGGAGACGUGCGGAUAUGGGAUAAGCGGAAACCCAGCACAGCAGUGGAGUAUCUAGCAGCCCACCUCUCCAAAAUCCAUGGCCUUGACUGGCACCCAGACAGUGAGCACAUUCUUGCCACCUCCAGUCAGGACAACUCUGUCAAGUUCUGGGAUUACCGACAGCCUCGGAAAUACCUCAAUAUUCUACCUUGUCAGGUGCCUGUGUGGAAGGGCAGAUACACGCCUUUCAGCAAUGGGUUAGUGACCGUGAUGGUUCCCCAGCUGCGGAGGGAAAACAGCUUGCUCCUGUGGAAUGUCUUUGACUUGAACACCCCGGUCCAUACCUUUGUAGGGCACGAUGACGUGGUGCUGGAGUUCCAGUGGAGGCGACAGAAGGAAGGGUCCAAGGACUACCAGCUUGUUACAUGGUCCCGGGAUCAGACCUUGAGAAUGUGGCGGGUGGAUUUCCAGAUGCAGAGGCUCUGUGCCAAUGACAUACUGGAUAGCGAUGAGUUCAUUGAGAGCAUUUCUCUUCUGCCGGAACCAGAGAAAACCCUGCACACCCAAGACACUGAUCACCAGCACAACUCAAGCCACGGAGAGGAAGAAGCCUUAAAGGAAGAUCACCCUAGCAGCCUCCUGGAGGAGAAGAAGUCAGAUCAGCUGGGCCUUCCCCAGACUCUGCAGCAGGAGUUCUCUCUAAUCAACGUGCAGAUCCGCAAUGUCAAUGUAGAGGUAAGUCCUAGCUUAGAGAGCCUGCCUCAUGCUUGUCAUGCAGUUUGUGGGAGAUUUAAACACUUGGUUACGUUUCCCUGGCAGUACCCCAACAAUGCUGCCCCUUCCUUCCAGUUCAUUAACCCCACGACCAUCACAUCCACCAUGAAAGCUAAGCUGCUAAAGAUCCUGAAGGACACUUCACUGCAAAAAGUGAAACGAAACCAGAGCUGUUUGGAGCCCUGCCUGCGUCAGCUCGUCUCCUGCCUUGAGUCUUUCGUGAACCAAGAAGACAGUGCUUCCAGCAAUCCAUUUGCACUCCCAAACUCCGUCACACCACCCUUACCAACAUUUGCGCGGGUCACCACUGCCUAUGGCUCCUAUCAGGAUGCCAAUAUCCCCUUUCCUAGGACUUCUGGAGCCAGGUUCUGUGGAGCAGGUUGGUUUCUUGUGGUUCUGAUUCCAGAUCUUAGGAGAAUAUCUCUCUCAGCCCUGUCUGCUUAUCAUACUGGCUUGAUUGCACCGAUGAAGAUUCGCACAGAGGCCCCUGGCAAUCUCCGUUUAUACAGCGGAAGCCCCACUCGCAGCGAGAAAGAACAGGUCUCCAUCAGUUCUUUCUACUACAAGGAACGGAUGUCUCCUCGCUCUGCCCGGCGACGUUGGUCCAUACAAGCAAUUAACGACUUCCCGAAAUCCAGGAGGUGGAAAAGUAAGCGCGAGGGUUCGGACUCUGGCAGUCGGCCCAUCAAGGCUGCUGGGAAGGUCAUCAUCCAGGACGUCUCGUGCCUCCUUCCUGUUCACAAGUCUCUGGGAGAACUGUACAUAUUGAACGUGAACGAUAUUCAGGAAACAUGUCAGAAGAACGCCACUUCCGCCAUGCUUGUUGGAAGGAAGGACCUUGUCCAGGUUUGGUCACUGGCUGCAGUAGCUACAGACCUUUGCCUUGGUCCGAAGUCAGACCCAGAUUUGGAAACACCCUGGGCACGGCAUCCAUUUGGACGACAGCUGCUGGAGUCACUCUUGGCGCACUAUUGCCGGCUGCGGGACGUUCAGACCCUGGCUAUGCUCUGCAGCGUGUUUGAGGCGCAGUCUCGGCCUCAGGGGCUGCUGAGCCCCUUUGGGUCUUUUCCUAACCGGUCUUCCAAUCUCAUGGUAUCCCAUAGUCGAUAUCCCAGCUUUACCUCCUCGGGCUCCUGCUCCAGUAUGUCAGACCCAGGCCUCAACACCGGUGGCUGGAACAUAGCUGGGAGAGAGGCUGAGCACAUGUCCUCUCCAUGGGGAGAAUCUUCUCCAGAAGAGCUCCGUUUCGGGAGUCUCACCUACAGUGACCCUCGGGAGAGGGAGCGCGACCAACACGACAAAAAUAAAAGGCUUUUGGACCCUGCCAACACCCAGCAAUUUGAUGACUUUAAGAAAUGCUAUGGAGAAAUCCUCUACCGUUGGGGUCUGAGAGAAAAACGAGCAGAAGUGCUGAAGUUUGUGUCCUGUCCUCCUGAUCCUCACAAAGGGAUUGAGUUCGGCGUGUACUGCAGCCAUUGCCGGAGCGAGGUCCGUGGCGCGCAGUGUGCCAUCUGCAAAGGCUUCACUUUCCAGUGUGCCAUCUGCCACGUGGCUGUGCGUGGCUCGUCCAACUUCUGCCUGACCUGUGGGCACGGUGGCCACACCAGCCACAUGAUGGAGUGGUUCCGGACCCAGGAGGUGUGUCCCACAGGGUGCGGGUGCCACUGCCUGCUGGAAAGCACUUUCUGAGCUCACAGACCGUGCGCCUGGUGGAAAUCCUAGUCCCUAGCAGCGUGGGAGCAAUUCCCCUUGCGGACCACCACUGCCACAGCUUCUCCCUGGAAAUCUUCCUUGUCUCUUCUCUUCGGCAGCUGUGGCAUGGACAGUGCCAGCUAAAGGUGAGGCCAGGGUCACAGAGCCGGACUCUGGCGGCACCUGCUGAGCUACCACAGUGGAAGUUUUCAUGGGGACAAGCACUGCUUGCAGAGCCAGUGUCAACCUCCAAACUUGAGGCCUGUGCCACCAGCGGGCUCUGCUGGUGCCAAACAUAGAGGCCAAGGCAGCUACUAGAGUCUCCUGAGCCACAGGGCCGUGGACAUAAUUUAAUCAACAGGCAAGCCUAUGACAUCUGGGACUUCAGAAGAAGAUCCUGGCAUCAGCAUUUAAUGAGCUGGUGAACAGCAGCCAUCUGAAAUAAGAUACUCAAAAUGUAAAUUGUGAUGUACUUAAGGAUUCCUAAGAUGUAUUCUUUUUUUAUCUUACCUCCAGCUGUUUUCCCUUGACCAAUAAAAUUCUAGUCA
This is a messenger RNA of Octodon degus (degu), 3593 nucleotides long. It is a transcript of the gene Wdr59, whose product is annotated as WD repeat domain 59. The record is from RefSeq and is a predicted model, not a curated record. The transcript has 28 exons. Gene Ontology annotation, molecular function: protein binding. Bases 94 to 3042 code for a protein of 982 amino acids. Lineage: Eukaryota; Metazoa; Chordata; Mammalia; Rodentia; Octodontidae.